AUGGACGCAACACUGGAAAACAAAAUGGGUCUACCGCCGCCAUACGAACAAGUACCAGCGAACCCCGCGCCGCCACCAUCGUACUUUGGUGACAAUCCACCACCCCCAGAAUCCACGCCGCGCCCCAGAACUGUGGUUGUGACACAAGCACGCGAGACAGCUACCAAUGGACCUUCGAAAUUGGGACCGGGACCGACUGGUACUUCGUGUCCUACCUGUAACAAAUCGAUUGUUACUAGAGUGGACUAUGUCCCAAAUAACAGAACACAUAUCGUAUCAGCUGCGCUUUGUGUUCUAGCAGGGUGUUGCUGUGGGUGUUUCGUGCCUUACUGCAUGAGAUCCUGCAAGACCGCAAAUCACUAUUGCCCUGCUUGCAAGGCCUUUAUAGGAUCUCACAUUCCUUCAUAA
Messenger RNA from Leptosia nina, 408 nucleotides. Lineage: Eukaryota; Metazoa; Arthropoda; Insecta; Lepidoptera; Pieridae. The record is from the annotation of a GenBank genome assembly.